CCGACGGAUUCGACGAAAGAGAUUGCGUGGGAGAACAUUCGGGCGUGGUUUUUCAACGCGUUGCGCUGCUGUUGGGAGGAGGCGGCCCGACGAGGUAGAUUUCGGUAGAACGGCGGGACCUCUUGAAACGAAAGACUCGCCGCUCGGACUUCAAAGUAUGUGGCAUUAUGAGAAAACUACUCCCGCAAUUAGAAGAACAUCGAAGGUUGGCUAGAAGACGCCGUUCUGUUCACCGAAGAAAUUGUAAACGUGCGAACGAGGCCAUUUAAGAAUUAAAUGGCACGUCGGAGAGCAGUGACGUCACGGUUUAAACGUCACGACUCAAAGACUUGUACGUCAACUACACACAUGCUUUUGGCUAGACUUCUCUUGUAACAGAAAUAUUCUGUUCAAAAUAAAAAUUCAUGGUACAUAAAAUGCAGAACUGACAAACUAAAAGAAAGAAGGUAGUGAGAUGCAGCCCCGCCUAGAUGGGAAACUGGCCUUGCUUUAUACAUUGUUAGUAUUGCAAGUUCUUAUUGUUAUGAUUUAUGUUGCUACUACUCCACCUUCUGAACUAACUAUAUCGACAACUCAUACUUCUGUUACAUUUGUGAAAUUUGAAGAUGCACAGGAACCUCAAGUGCAACAGACCACUCGUAAAAAGUUUCCCAUCUACCAGACAAUCAAUGGGGAGGUAGUGCUGAAAGAUGUUAAAACUUUCACUCUGUUUGAUGUAUACAAUCAUACCAUUUGUUGGAAAUAUGGAGUGGAUAAUCAGAAGAUGAAAAAUAGCAAAGACUUUAAGAAAUGUAUUUGUACUCAAGGAUGGCAUGGCUCAGACUGUGGUCAACCGGAAGUUGUCUGGAGGGCAAUUAUGGCAUCUAAGCAGAAUGUUCAGCUGAAACAUCGUAAAACGGCUAGACGUAUCAUUCAUACAUUUUUUUUAAACGAAUACAAUUCAGCAAUUGCAGAGGUGAUAGUAGAAGAGUUAUACAAUGUAGUGGAUCUUUUUGUAAUCUGUGAUUUCAGUAAUGCAGAAGAUAAUUUUCAUCAUAAGCUACUUAAAGGUUUAUUACAACAGGAACAGAAGAAAAUUUUAUAUAUUAAUAUAGCUACAAAGGUGCAUAAACCAUUGAGGGUAGUAUCCAAAUACAUUUGGGAGAAAAUAAAGACUGUAGUAAGAAAUUUAAGAGACGACGAUAUUUAUGUAACGACUGAAUCAGAACAAGUACUGAAUUCUAGGGCAUUAAUGUUCCUCAAGGUGUAUAAUGGUUGGCCACAACCUAUUGGUUUUAGAUUAAGAUGGUCUGUUUACGGAUUCUUCUGGCAACAUCCACUUAAGACAACGAUAACGGUCGGCGCGUGUACAAUUGGAUUAAUGCGUGAAGUUUAUCAAUCCAAUCCCAUCAUGUUGGAACAAUUGGAGGGAGAUUUGAGUGAAAGAGAUAGUCUAGGCCUAGUAAUAGGAGACUUGAAUCAUUAUGGAGGCUGGUACUGCUAUCUGUGUCAGGCACCAGCGAAUAUAAUAAAUAGCCUACAUAAUAAAGUUAAAUCCAAUGAAAUUCAAAUAGGGAAAACUAUUGAUGUACCAUUCAUCGAGGACCUAAUAGGAAGUGGAUUAUGGUUAGAUGGCAAAACUAAUCUCCUAAGAGUCUCUAAAUCUCGGGACCUCUAUUUUGCGCCUGAAACAAUACUUAAUAAUACAUGGAAAUACGACUGGCUAGUAGAGAAUUUUUAUGCUAAAUUAGACUAUUAUUGACAUAUUGGUCACACCUGACUGUGAUAUUAACUCAUACUCAAUACUCAAUGUAAACUAUAUGAUAUUGUAUUGAAUUUAUAUACUAAAAUAAUAUGUUGAUUAUGAAUUAUAAAUAUUAAAUGAUUUAUACGCAUAAGUU
Nomia melanderi (Alkali bee) is the source of this 1880-nucleotide messenger RNA. RefSeq names its product beta-1,4-mannosyl-glycoprotein 4-beta-N-acetylglucosaminyltransferase (gene Mgat3). Gene Ontology annotation, biological process: N-acetylglucosamine metabolic process. Gene Ontology annotation, cellular component: membrane. Gene Ontology annotation, molecular function: beta-1,4-mannosylglycoprotein 4-beta-N-acetylglucosaminyltransferase activity. The record is from RefSeq and is a predicted model, not a curated record. NCBI's taxonomy places the organism in Eukaryota, Metazoa, Arthropoda, Insecta, Hymenoptera, Halictidae.